Messenger RNA from Onychostoma macrolepis, 1738 nucleotides. It is a transcript of the gene ubap1la, whose product is annotated as ubiquitin associated protein 1-like a. NCBI's taxonomy places the organism in Eukaryota, Metazoa, Chordata, Actinopteri, Cypriniformes, Cyprinidae. The transcript is spliced from 5 exons. The record is from RefSeq and is a predicted model, not a curated record. The coding region runs from base 1 to 1197 and encodes 398 amino acids. Gene Ontology annotation, cellular component: ESCRT I complex. Gene Ontology annotation, molecular function: ubiquitin binding. Gene Ontology annotation, biological process: ubiquitin-dependent protein catabolic process via the multivesicular body sorting pathway.
AUGUGUAGUCUGGAUGAGGUUCCAUUUAAAGCUGCUCUGGACUCUGUGGAGAUACAGUUGGGUCAGAAAGAGCCGGUCACAGCUCCUGAACUUACGAUCCCAAACUGUGCUCAAAUACUGCAUGAUACAAAGUAUUCAUUCACUCUGGAGAAAAAGAUCCUGGCUGCAUGGGAAGAACAGCAGCGGAAGAACAGGAAAGCCAAAAAAACACCCCAAAGUGUGUGUCCCACCUGCCCACCAUAUUGGCUGAUGUUCAGCAGCCCUCAGCAGAACCGUAUGGUGUGCCUCAGAAGUGCAGAAUUAUGGGAACUGGACCCUCGCCCCCGUAGCUUAAGCCUCAGUGCUGCUGACUCACGGAAGCUCCGCCCACUUCGUUCAGUCCAGUUCCUUAUUGCCGACAUGGACUAUGAGGGUGGCUACGGUGAAGACAACGAAAGCUUGUCUGAGGAUGAGACUGUUCAGAGCAAAGAAAGACCAAAGAGUUCCGGCCCACAGUGCCCCUGGAUUUCUGCCCGUCACACCCAGCGAGUCUCUACCCCUCACCCCGCCCCUUCUAGCACGCUCCACAAGGCCCGGCCAAGCUCCGCCUCCUCUGUAAAAGACAUACGUAGGCCCAUCCCUCCUGGCCUCAGCCAGACGCCACAGGGCAGCCCUCACAGCUCCAGAGCCCCCCGCAGGAAACCUGCUUUAACGAGAACUAGCGGGCGACGAAACUCACACACCCUCCUACAGCCGAGACCCUCGUCCGCGGGACCGCUGCCCUCCACCAGGCCUCAGAAGCUAUCCUCGCAUGGUGUGCGUCCGCGGACGUCCGCAGGGCUACAGGACACUCAUGCUGAUCUGCUGUGCGCUUUGAGUCAGGAAGAAAGGGAUCUUCUUGAAGCUGUUACACAACAUGGAUACACACUGCACACUGCCAUACUAGCACUGCAGAGGACAGGGCCCAAGAGUCCUGAACAGAUUCUGAGUUACCUGAUGUCAUGUGACCGUCUCUGUCGGCUGGGUUUUGAGAAGACUCAGGUGGAAGAAGCUUUGGAGAUGUUCCAGAACUGUGAGACCAAGGCUUCAGAGUUCCUGUUUCUGCUGGCUCAGUUCUGUGAGAUGGGUUUCCAGCAGAGCACCAUUAAAGAAGUUCUACUGGUGCAUGAGAACCAUAAAGAGAGAGCCCUGGAGGAGCUUAUGACCCGCAGUGGUUGAGAACUGCUAUGUGAACAAAUGAGUUGCCACGUCCAUGAGUGAAAAACAUGAAUAAAUGUAUAAAUGAAUCCUCAGCUUUAUGAGCAUAUGAAUCAGUCUUCAUCUCUAUUAAUGCAUUAAUGAAUCUCUAUCUUCAGCUCCAUACAUUAAUGUAUAAAUAUGUACAAAUCCUUCAGAAUGAAUGUAUCCUUGCAGCUUUAAUACUCCAGACAUGUCUCUCAGUUUCUCAUGCAUAAAAGGUCCUGCUUGUUGAUUGAUUUCAUUGUAAUUAUGUUUAUUAUAUUGAUGCCACGUGAUUAGCUGUAGAUCUGACUUUUUCAUGACAAAGAUUAAUCAUCUAUCGAUGACAGAACUGUAGAUCAGUUUAUCAUGACGAAGAUGAAUCAUCUAGUUAACAAAAAAUAAAUAAAUAAAUGUUUAGCAUAUUUUGAAAAGAGCUGGGGACAGUUUGAAUGACUUUAAUUAAACACUGUUGUGACAUUUAUUAUGCAUCAGUUGUUUAAUUUCAGGACUGUUUUCCUAAUGUUUGGAAUGUAAUUAG